CCGAGUGAAAGUAUCGUCGUUUUUUUCUUACACCACCGCGCAUUCACAUUGGACACAUCGACAGCGCGUUUCAAUCUAUUUUCGAGGCUUUUCUGUCAUUACCGUCUUCGUCUACUAACUACAGUGGUCUCCUGUAAAGAGAAUUUAUAAUUUUAAUAAAACAAAUUAAAUUUUAUAAAUAAAAAUAAAAUGAAAAACUAUUUCCUUCUGCUGCUGCUUGUCAGCCCACUCAUUAUUUGCACCUUCAACAGUCCUAAAACAUUUUCCGCCUUCGCUGAAGAUGACAUCGAAGAUGACCUUGUUGAUGUGGAAGGUGAUGAUGGAGCAGUCACUGGCGAAGACGUUGAAGUAGAUGACGAAGGUGAGACAACAAAGUCUCCAAAUGCUGACACUUUCUUGCUCUUUACCAAACCUUUGUACACUCCUGGAGUGCAACUCGAUUUGCCUGGUGGCAAACCCGUUGAAUUCUUGAUUGGAUUCUCUAACCAAGGCCAAGAUGACUUUGUCAUUGAAACUGUCGAAGCUUCUUUCCGUUAUCCAAUGGAUUUCAACUACUACAUUCAGAAUUUCUCUGCUGUCGCUUACAAUCGCGAGGUCAAGUCUGGUUAUGAAGGAACCGUCUCGUAUUCCUUCCUUCCCUCUGAUACCUUUGCUGGUCGUCCAUUCGGUUUGAACAUUGGUCUUAACUAUCGCGACUCGAACGGUGCUCAUUUCACUGAGACCGUCUUCAACGAAACUGUCCUCAUUUCUGAAGUUGAUGAAGGUUUGGAUGGGGAAACUUUCUUCUUGUAUGUUCUUCUCGGAGGAAUCGUGAUCCUCCUUCUGGUUCUUGGUCAACAGAUGCUUCUUGGAACAGCUGGCAAGAGGAAGCGUUUCACCACAACAAAGAAGACCAUCGAAACUGGAACAACCAGUGAUGGAAACAUCGACUAUGACUGGGUUCCAGAGGAGACUCUUCGUGCUCUUCAAAAAUCACCACCCAAAUCACCAAAAUCCAAGACUUCUCCCAAGCCCAAGGCUAGCCAAAGCCCAAAGCAAAGCCAGAGUCCCAAGCAGAGGAAAGUGAAACGCGCAGCUGGCUCUGAUGAUUAGAAGAUAAGAAAGACUGUACGGUAGUGUUCUGUAAUUUAAAUGAGAAUUAUGAGUUUUUGUAGAGCUUGAGAAGUUUUUUGUCUUCGUUACUUGAAGACCUUUAAAAAAAUAAUUUUCUUUAUUUUUUCUUUUCUUUUUUUUUUUUGAUACUCUUAUGUUUAUGUUCCAUAUAAUAUUUUUUUUUUUUAAAUAAAUUUCAUUUUAAGUUAAUCCGUAAAAAAAAACUAAAAAAAAAAAAAUUAUAAUAAAAAAAAGCAAUGUUGAGUUUCAUCGCCUGUGCGCUACAAUAAGAUCGACGUGGAUAUUUGAUGUUUUUUUUACUGACGAAUUUUUUUGUCCUAGUAGAAACUUAUUGUGGCACACAAUAAACAUUUGAUAAAAAGAGAAAAAAAUAAAGAAAUUCA
Messenger RNA from Episyrphus balteatus (marmalade hoverfly), 1496 nucleotides. RefSeq names its product translocon-associated protein subunit alpha. The coding region runs from base 190 to 1092 and encodes 300 amino acids. NCBI's taxonomy places the organism in Eukaryota, Metazoa, Arthropoda, Insecta, Diptera, Syrphidae. Gene Ontology annotation, cellular component: endoplasmic reticulum; endoplasmic reticulum membrane. The transcript is spliced from 3 exons. The record is from RefSeq and is a predicted model, not a curated record.